AUGCGUCCUCUCCGCUUCCUGCUGCUCCUGGUGUUUUUCAUUGCCCUGCCUAUAGUAUUGACUUGCUGGUCAAUAUUCUCUGCCUCCGACGGCAGCGCCGCUGAUUCCUUCCAUGCCGGAUACACCACCAGAUCGAGUCGCCUGCGAGCCCUGUUUUCCUUCUCGACCCCCUCCUCCCUAUUCCCGCCUUCCGCUGUCAUCAGUCUAACGAACGACAAUUCGACUUUCUUUUUGGCUAGGCCCGCUGCUUUCGGCCCUAGUCUGCCAUCGAGAGGCCUCAGUGGCCAACUAUGGGUUGGAAAGGGAUUUGGAGAUGAUGCUCUGCUGAAAGAGGAGAACAUUCAUAUUGUUGGGUGGGAGUUGGGCUGUUCCGAUGUACCAGGGUGGGGCGAGGAAAUCUCAAAACGAAUACAACAUCUCCCGUCGGUCGACAAGAGCCAGGGGAGAUCCAAAGAGCCUCGAAAUCUUGAAAAGCAUGCACAGCAGGAUGAAGCCGAUCGUGAUGUACUCACGUCUGUGGACGCUCUGCCGCCGGCUGAUGACGGCACUGAUGACUAUCUACACCAUCCACUGCCCGAUUCGAACCCUGCCACUCCUGCUCAGCCAGGAGAGCCUGCAAAUAUUGACCCUUCAGACAAACCCAAGAAGGCUACACACGCUGAUAUUGAGUCUUUGCAAGAAAGCGCAGAUAUUGCAGGGAAAAUCGUGAUGUUAAGCCGAGGAGGCUGUGGAUUUUUGGAGAAGGUCAAAUGGACGCAACGUCGUGGCGGCGUUGCCCUUAUUGUUGGAGAUAAUGAACGAGGAGGACAACUGACGAUAAUGUACGCCAAAGGCGACACAUCAAACGUGACGAUCCCUGCGGUGUUCACCUCAUACACUUCGGCCCAUCUGCUUUCCUCUCUCGUCCCGCCAGAAUCGGGGGAGGACGAGGAAGGUGCAGUGAAGGGGUCCGACAAACCUUCGAAAGGCUCACUAAACUCGGACAAGAGUGCAAACCAAAAGCAGCAGGCCGGCAAGCCAGUUUUCACUUCAACCAAGCCAGGCACGCGAAAACCGACUAUUGUGCCGGCUGGAGGGACUGGAAGCAACCCUGCUGAUGAAGACAACAAUUGGGUGAAUAAUGUGCUGUCCAAGAUAGGCCUGAGCGAAAGUUCUCCUUUCUCACAUGCUGAGGACAGCCGCCGACCGCCUAGCAGUGGCAACAUAGACUGGGUCCUAGUGGAAGACUGGGACGAUGAGAUCUCUCCAAAGGCUAUAAACAAAGCCAACACGGCAUCCAAUGUCGCUACCAUGUCGACAUCCGCAUUGAAGGCCAAAUCUACAACCUCCAAGCGAGCUGGAGGAGACGAUUUUGUGAUAGGUGUUCAAGAUUGGCGAGAUACUGACCUUGUGGCCCCCAAACCUACAACUGGCUCAAGCGAAGCUACUUCGAAGGCAAAGAAUGGAAAAGAAGCUCCCGGUGAUACACCUAAUUCUGUAAAAACCUCGACUGACCCAGAGGCGACCUUGAAAGGCGGCAGCAUCACUCCUGGAAGCGGCGAGUAUGACCACGAGAAGUCCGAUCCACCGAGUCGCUUCCACCGAGGAAGUGGGCAAGCAAGACAGCAAUCAGAUACCGCCAGCAAUCGUCAUGGGAACGCCCCCGCUAGGGGUUCGUGGCUUGAUAUUUUCAGAUCGCAAGCAUCUGCGAAAGAAGGUUCCCAGAGAGGAGAGUCUGAAGGCGAGAAGGAAACUAAAGAUCAAAAGGAGAAGAACCUCCUCAAGCCAUUGCACGAAGGAGACGAGGCAUACCCAGGGUUGUGGGUGACUCUAACGCCCACCAGUGUGUCCACGAGUCCGUUCUUCGACACUCUCCUUGUGCUCGUCGUUAGCCCUCUUGUCACUUUGACGGUCGUAUAUGGAAUGUUGCUCCUUCGCUCACGAAUUCGACGAAGGAGGUGGCGAGCACCCAAAUCUGUCGUUGAGCGAUUACCAGUGCGUACGUAUCAUACGAUCUCUGCGGCUUCAUCCACCACUUCAUCGCAUGUGGCGUCGCCUGAUAGCUCUUCGCCAACAUCCCCGCUGCUGAUGUCGACAACACAAAACGUCUCCCAGAGACCUCGACCUCGCUCCCAAACUACCAAUGGCAUCUUUCCCAGUUUGAGUCCGGAUAGCUCGCCACAGUUUAGGAGUCCGACAGAGAAGCAAGCAACCAAGUUUACGAAGCGGAAGCGAUACACAGGCCGGCAGGUUGAGUGCGUUGUCUGUCUUGAGGAAUAUGUCGAUGGUGAAAGCCAAGUUAUGUCCCUUCCCUGCGGCCACGAAUUCCAUGCCGAGUGUAUCACACCCUGGCUCGUGAAUCGUCGUCGCACAUGCCCAAUAUGCAAAGGCGAUGUGGUCAGGAGCUUAGCCCAUGCGAAUCUAGCACGGUUUGACGAUGCGCCGAUGGAAGGUGAGCAGACGAGUGACGACGUCCAAGAUCGUGUUGCGCAGACCAGCAACGAAGAGCCCAGUGCCGCGAUUCCUAUCCCUGCUGGAGGCCGAGAUGGCGAGAUUCACGGAGCUGUUGACGAAGAUAUUGAGCGGGGUCACGAUAUUGAUGCCCCUUUACUGGGCGAGUCUUUAGCAGGCCAGCAACAAAACCCGGCACGACAGUCUGUGUGGAGGAAUCUCAGUGCAAGCGUCAGCCGUCUAAGUGGCGACACGCUCUGGAGGCAGACCCCGGUUGAUCGGAAUCGAUGA
Molecule: messenger RNA, 2721 nt
Organism: Capronia epimyces CBS 606.96
Lineage: Eukaryota; Fungi; Ascomycota; Eurotiomycetes; Chaetothyriales; Herpotrichiellaceae
Exons: 1
Coding region: 1-2721 (906 amino acids)
Source: RefSeq, a predicted model, not a curated record